Molecule: messenger RNA, 2995 nt
Organism: Nerophis ophidion (straightnose pipefish)
Lineage: Eukaryota; Metazoa; Chordata; Actinopteri; Syngnathiformes; Syngnathidae
Product: immunoglobulin superfamily DCC subclass member 3-like
Exons: 14
Coding region: 443-2569 (708 amino acids)
Biological process (GO): axon guidance; cell-cell adhesion
Cellular component (GO): plasma membrane; axon
Molecular function (GO): protein binding
Source: RefSeq, a predicted model, not a curated record
AUUAGACGUAUAAUAACGUUAUAGUUACAGUAUAGUCGGCGGGCUAAUGUGGUUUCUUACUUUCAACAUGCAUCUUGAGGCCAACUGUUGUGUUUUCUUCCACUCGGGCUUCAAAAAAACAAGCGUUAUUAUUCCCAAGUCUUCAAAAAAAAGAGAGUUUUUAUCCCCAAGUCUUUGUUUAGAGACGACAAUAUUUUUUUCUUCAAUGAACUUCCGUGUCCAAAAAGCACUGGCAGCGCGCCACCUGCUGCACGGGAGUGUGAGUGCAGCCGCUCAGCCGGAAUCAAACAGGGACACUUCACACGUCCCACGUCCCACGUCACGUUUUACCCCCGAGCUCCCGAAAGUCAUCUCUUCAACCUUUCCAAAGAUGGAUUAACCCUCAAGUUCAAGUUGGAUUUAAACGGGGGGCCACAAACGCAACAGCUGGGGGGUCAUUGUCAUGCCACGCCCCCGUGCAGAGGCUCCGCCCCCUUGGUCUGAGGCAGCAGUGUUUUCGGAUGGCUCACCAUUGGAGGCCAAACGUCAAGCCAUGACGCUGACAUGGAUGAUGACGAUCAUGAUGACCUGCUGCUCAGGUGUGGGCGGAGCCUCAGAGCUGUUGUUCCUGAAAGAGCCCAGUGAUGUCAUCGCCGUUGAGGACCGCCCACUCAUGCUGGACUGUCAGGUGGAGGGUGAGGGGCCUGUUUCCAUCACCUGGAGGAAGGACGGUGUUGCCGUGGAAACUAGAGCGCUGGCAAACGGAGCAUUACUCAUCCACAGUUUCUCCGGGAAGAGACGGAGCAAUGGAACGGACGCCGGCGAGUACGAGUGUGCGGCCCGCAAUCGCUACGGCAUGUUAAUCAGCCGCAAGGCCCGCGUGCAGCUGGCAACCCUCCCCAGAUUUGUGUCCCACCCACAGUCAAUGGCGGUUGAUGAAGGGGGCGUGGCUAGACUCACCUGCCGGGUCAAUGGCAUCCCCGAGGCCGACAUCACCUGGCAGAAAGACCGACGCCCACUGAGCACGCAGGACCACAGGUACACGCUGCUUCCUCACGGCGUGCUGCACAUCAACGGCGUUCGCCAAAGUGACAGCGGACGGUUCCGCUGCGCGGCGUCCAACGUGGCCAGGACGCGACGCAGCCACGAGGCCCGGCUGUCGGUCACCCGUGCGGCGUCCAAGACCUACAAGGAGCCCGUCAUCCUGUCCGGUCCCCAGAACCUCACCAUCAACGUCCAUCAGACCGCCGUCUUGGAAUGCAUCGCCACAGGAAACCCACUGCCCAUCAUGUCGUGGAGUCGCCUAGACGGCCGCUCCAUCGGCGUGGAGGGCGUCCAGGUUCUGGGGAGCGGGAACCUGGUGAUCUCGGACGCCAUGCUGCGACAUUCUGGAGUUUAUGUUUGUUCCGCCAAUCGUCCGGGAAGUCGGUCGAGACGUACGGCGCUCGGACGCCUCAUGGUGCAAGCGCCCCCAGAGUUUGUCCACUGGCCCCAAUCGGUUUCCCGGCCAGCAGGGGGCAGCGCCGUCUUCAGCUGCUCGGCGACCGGCGUACCCGAACCCCACAUCAUUUGGCUGAAGAACGGAAAAGUACUCCGUCCUAGCGCCAACGUCAAGCUCGCCAACGGAAACACGACGCUCGCCGUCACUCACAUCGCCGCGAACGACGAGGCCAUCUACCAGUGCGUCGCAGAGAACAGCGCAGGCGCCAACCAGGCCAGCGCCCGUCUUGCCGUCAGCCAAGGACCCCAUCUGCCCGAAGCCCCGAGUGGCCUCAGGGCCGCGCCCCUCAGCUCGAGUGGUCUGCAGAUUAUGUGGGACAAGCCUCCAGACGACGUCAGCCAGCACAUCAUCGGCUAUGUCCUGCACAUCCGCAGACUUGGAGAGGCGGACAGUGCCGAGCUGCAGGAGGCCGUCAGUAGGACCACGUUCAGCCACGAGUUCUCCAACCUAGAGGCGGCCACCACCUACUCCAUCUACUUGAAAGCUUAUUCUGCUCUUGGAGGAAGUCGGCAGUCCAGCGCCAUCAUCUCCACUACACUAGGGGGCGUUCCCAGUCCUCCGAGUUUCUUCACAAAGGUUCUGAACCGGACCGCCAUGCAGGUGUACUGGGACCUUCCCAGUAAGCCAGGAAAGGUGGAGGGCUUCAAGCUGAAGUACUACAGUCUUUCCAAGCCUCUUCUUCAGGCCCAGGAAACCUUUCCAGGACAUAUCAACACGCAUGCCUUGUACAACCUUGAACCCCACUCACUUUAUGAGAUCCAACUGGCGGCGUUUAACGGGAAUGGAGAAAGUCUCAUCAGCCGUCACCUCGUCUCUUUGGAGGAAGACGAAAACAUUACAGCAGCAGGUGCGAGUUGCAAGUGUGAUUGGACCCAGGCGUCCAGGUGGAGUGUGUUGCUGUGCGUCCACGGCAGUGUGGCGUGUGUCCUCUGCUUCCUGUUCUUCAUCCUGCUGGCUUACCGUCGAAGGAAGGCCCCGCCCACUGUAACUGAUGUCAGCACUGCCGCUGAAGAGGCUGAGAUGAGUCAGUGGCCUGACUCCGCCCCCUCCGAAAUGAUUCCACAUCAAUCUCACCUCUCCUGCCCUUAGGCCCCGCCCCCCCCAGCCUCACGUUACUUCACAUGACUAGUUCCUCCUCACUGAAAGCCAAAGCGGACCCAAAGCGCCUUCUCUGAAACCAAACGUGGACAUCUCGUGAUGAACAAGUUGCCUUCUCAAAGAUGAAGCGCUCACAAACUUCAAGUUAAGCCCCGCCUCCUUCAAAGAGAAGCACCUUGACGCCAAACCAUGCGACCCACCUCAAACCAAAACUGUCUGUAGGACCAAAAUGUCUUCUUCUUCUUCUUGUUUGGACGGAGCAUGAGCGGAUGCUGCCGCCCCCUGGUGUCUACGUGUAGCAAUGCUUUAACAUGAUGCUGUUUGACGUUGUAUUGUCGUAAAGAAAAACUUUCUGUCAGGUGAGAUCUUUUUCUUUCCGUAAUAAAAAAAAACAAAAUGUGCAAGUAUUUUUCUUAU